Messenger RNA from Branchiostoma floridae (Florida lancelet), 974 nucleotides. RefSeq lists its product as uncharacterized. NCBI's taxonomy places the organism in Eukaryota, Metazoa, Chordata, Leptocardii, Amphioxiformes, Branchiostomatidae. Gene Ontology annotation, molecular function: phenylpyruvate tautomerase activity. The record is from RefSeq and is a predicted model, not a curated record. The transcript has 3 exons. Bases 54 to 386 code for a protein of 110 amino acids.
ACAGACACUCCAGUACCUGAGUAUUUCAGUCAGAAAACACAGACCGAUUCACCAUGCCGUUCGCACUUGUCCGGACCAACUUCGACGUUCAGGAAGAGUUUGAUGGCAAACUCUCCAAGCUCAUGUGCGACUUGUUUAAAGUAGAUCAAAAGGACGUCUGUGUGGAAGUCCUCGUCAACAAGCGCAUGCUCCGUAACGGCACGAACGAGCCGUACGUGUACUGUGACCUGCGCAGACCGGUCAGUGUGAUGACCUUGGACAACAAGGUCACGUGGGCUAAGGUCCUGAGUGAUUUCUUCAUGAAGGAACUUCGCGUUGAACCUUUAAGGUGUACGCUGUCUUUCCAACCGCAGCUGGAAAAACCGUAUAGCGGCCAAGGAGUUUAAAGGCAGAUCGAACAGCAACUUGCACGAACUCUCUCGAGCUCAUCUAUUCCCGCCCAAAAUUCUGCAUGGACCAAAUUGCCAAAGUUAACUAUACAUUCAUGUUUGAAGAUAUUAACUGUGAACACAUAUAGGAUUGUUGAAUUUACAAAUACCUUUGUGAAAAAUACCAAUGUGAAUUGAACGACAUGUUUGAAUACUAUGAACAUUUGGUAACUGACAGACGUAGCAUGCCUGUGCAAGUGUACGAAGUUAUUGAAAAGAGCUAAGGAUUGACUCGUCUGACUGUUAUUCAGCUAAAUAAUCAGCGACACAGAGCCCUCAACACAUCAUUUUGUAGCCUGGGUAACAUUCUCAGUAGUAACCGCUGGAUCAAUCCCUUUGCUUUUAAAAAAAAAAAAAAGCACGAAGAUUUAGCCACUACGGAGAAUGGUAUCCAGACUAUUUUACAAGUCACAAUAAAAAGAAAAGAAUACAAGUGAAUGAUCUGGGGAGUUUCAAACUAUUCAAAGCAGAUUUCUAAUACAUGCAAAUGAUGCAAUCUUACCAAGAUUGCAAAUAAAAGUCACCACGGCACGUACUGACGAUGAA